Messenger RNA from Sesamum indicum (sesame), 1294 nucleotides. Its product is annotated as ELMO/CED-12 family protein. NCBI's taxonomy places the organism in Eukaryota, Viridiplantae, Streptophyta, Magnoliopsida, Lamiales, Pedaliaceae. The record is from RefSeq and is a predicted model, not a curated record.
CUAUCAGCAUAUACUCCACUCCCUCCACUCCACUCCACUCCACUGGCCUAGUUUAGUUUCGUCAGUCUGAGACUACGAAGAACAAACGCAGCAACAAAACGACAGACCAAUCCUCUCCCUAACAGAACGCAUUGUAUUAUAAGUAACUGGAGAGAGGAAAGAGCGGCUGGAUAUUUUCGUUGUUGAAAUGAGUCCGGAGAGAAUCCAAGGCGGAUGUGUUGCGGUUCCUUCAAUUUCUCAUUUAUCGUCCUUCUCCAAAUGCAAUCAUUCUCACUCUUCGCUUUCAGAUGAUUCAACUUGUGGCACACCAGUAUGGAGGGGGAAAGCCCUCACUUGCGUUUGCUUUAAGGGAAAGGGAAGCCAUGCACGGGUUUGCGUUAAUUUGACACCCCUACAGGAGGAGAGGCUAAAAAGGUUAAGACACCGGACUAAAGUUCAAUUUGAUGCAUCCAGACCAGAGCAUCAGGAAGCUUUGAGGGCCUUAUGGUAUGCCACAUAUCCCGACCAGGAGCUACAAUGUUUGGUAUCUGAUCAGUGGAAACAAAUGGGAUGGCAGGGAAAAGAUCCCUCCACAGACUUCAGAGGAGCAGGUUUCAUUUCUUUGGAGAACUUGCUUUUUUUCGCCAAGACAUUUUCGUUAUCUUUUCAGGGCCUCUUGAGGAAGCAAGAAGGCAAAAGGGCAAUUUGGGAAUAUCCAUUUGCUGUUGCUGGUGUAAAUAUUACAUUUAUGAUCAUGCAAAUGCUUGAUCUAGAUGCCACAAAACCCAGAACAUUUAUAAGAGCAGUUUUUCUGCAAAUGUUGUCAGAGAAUGAAUGGGCUUUCGACCUUCUUUACUGCGUGGCUUUCAUGAUAAUGGACAAGCUUUGGCUGGAGAAAAAUGCGACAUACAUGGAGUUCAAUGAUAUUUUGAAGUCUACACGGUCUCAACUGGAGAAGGAACUUCUAAUGGAAGAUGUGUUACGGAUUGAGGACAUGCCUUCUUACAGCCUUUUGUAUUAAUGAUACUUGACCAUUAACACUGCUAAUAGAAGCAUACUACUUGGAGUACUUAAUAUAUUUAGGUUCUUGCAGCUUGGCUGAGCUUUAUAUUUUCCUUAUUCAUCUUUUGUUAAAUGUAGCAUCAACACUAGUCACUUUUCAGUCUGGAGCCAACUCACAGUGCUGAUUUACACCAUUCCUUUUGUUUCGUGCUGUAAAAUGCCCCUGGGAGCACAAUAACGCAUCCUCUAUGUACAAGAUAAGCUUUGAAUUUGAAUUAUUUAAUCGAACAACCUAAAUAAACUUGGUUGUGGA